AUGUUGGCCACCGAUGCAGCCACUCUGCUGCCAAAAGCACAGGCUUUGAUGACCAAAAUGCAGGCAAGCAACAUGGAGCUGAAGAACGAGAUAAAGCGCUUCAAGACGCUGAACCUGGUGUUACAGCAGGCAAUCGACAGCCAGCUGCAAAGUCUCCCGGAGCUCCAGUUCGCCGAUUCCACUGCAGCCCCGGCAACGCGUCUGGCUCAAGCUUGCGGCGCUCUGAAGACCAGAGCCCAAGAGCUUGAGCAUCAGAUUGACGAGAAGCGUCAGCGAAAGCUGCGGAUGCAGCGGGAGCUGGAGGAGAAAAAGGCCAAGCUGAAAUCGGUUUCCUUGUCCACCACGCCUGCCAAGUUGAUCGGCAGCCCACUGAAGCUUUCGCCUUCGUCUGGAACGGGCAGUGGCAUCAGCAACAUCAGUCGCAAAGAAGCAGCGCUGCUUCUGCAACAAGACCUCUUCCGGAAGAGAUUUCUACUGAGACGCGGCGCAGAAUGUCAGACUUGCCAUUGGCUUCUUGAAAACACUGCAUUUUGCAUGUGCUCGUCGACAAAACGACAGAGUGGCAACCAUGUUUUGCCCAUCAUCGACCCCGAGGAGCUCCAGCGCCUCGGCUCAUGGGCGCGAGUUCUGCAAAUGAAGCGCCAGAAGGGGGAGUUUGGGGUACUGGAGGAGAUCUUGGAUAAGAUGGCCGCCAACUUUGAGCAUCGACUGGAGCCUGGAUCCGCUCACUUUCGAGAGUUUGGAGAGCCUGGAAAGCAGGAAUGUGGCCUGGUCGUUCGGAGUGUGGGCUUCGACAUCCUGCCUUUCCAGGUCGAGCCGCCUUCAGACAACCUGGGCGGACUCUAUGUCUCGGGAUGGGUCAAGCGUGGACCCCAAGGUAUCAUUGCAUCAAACAUCGGUGAUGCCCAGGACCUUUCCCUGCUGGCAGACCUUGGCUCCACGAAUCGAAGCCACUCCGACACAUUAAACAACACAUGCGAGGAGACAGCGACGAAGGUAGUCAUGGACACCCAGGGCAAGCCAGCGAAGGCCUGGUCGACGGAUCCCGUGGUGGGAGCCCUGACAGAGUCAGGCAGCCGCGUCGUAGAGUUCCGGGACUGGCAGACUCUCGAGGCCGAGGACAGCCUCCACAUCGUCACGCGGCUUUUGCUGUCCAGGGUUUCUGAGAUCGGUGGCUGCGUAACUGUGAACAGCAAAGCUAUCCAUUACCAGGAGCUGCGACGUGGACAGGAGACUGGAAAGGCAGCUGCCAAAUUCACCAGUGUGCCUGACAUGCAGCAGCCUAAGACACUCUCGAACGUCUUCUCUGCUACAAUUCCUCGCGCGGGCGUAGCUCGGUUAAUAGCCGAAGGCGGAGAUGGAGUGACGCCGGAGACUGCGGAUCCAGACCAGAGCUUCGUGCGCAUCGGUUGGCAGAAAAAAGCUGUUCAAGCCAGCUACAUUGCCGCGGUGCCACCAGCAGAUGUGGAAAUGACCGACGCAGAUAAAGGUGCAGCCAAGGAAGUGGAAAUCAAAUUCCCCCAGCUCAGCAAGCCUUAUGCCCCUGAGCUGGAAGCUUUUGCCGUCCUCAUACUGGUAGUGAAGCUUUCAGACAAGCGGGACGACAAGCACAAGGCGAUGGAAGUCGCGAGUGCCAUGGUGCUCUGGUUGAAAACGCUCAACCGCCGCACUCUGGAUCUCUUCAAUGCGAGGGCGUACUUCUAUCUGUCGCUUGCGUACGAGAGAUGUGGACGGUUGUCUGAGAUCCGCCCAGAGCUGCUAGCUGCCUAUCGGAGUGCGUGCCUCCGGCAUGACCAGAUGGGCCAGGCAACGCUGCUGAAUCUGCUGUUGCGGAACUACCUGGCAUACAAUCUCUAUGACCAGGCAUUAAAGUUGGUCUCAAAAACCAGCUUUCCGGAGAGCCGCCCCAACAUGCAGUAUGCACGAUACUUGUUCUAUAUCGGGCAGAUCAAAGCCGUUCAGCUCGAGUACUCGGACUCGCACUCCAAGCUGAUGCAAGCAAUUCGAAAAGCGCCGCAGACCCCCGAUGUGGCUUUGGGGUUCAAGCUGGCAGCCAGCAAGUUGGCCAUAGUCGUGGAGCUUCUCAUGGGUGGAGUUCCCGAGCGAUCGUUCUUCACCCAGAAGGAAUUGAAGGAGCACCUCCGACCAUACUAUGCUAUCACGCAAGCCGUCCGUUCCGGCGACUUGCAUGCGUUCAAGGAAUGCACCAAGACGUACGAGGCGUUGUUCAAGAAGGACAAGACGCUGACCCUCAUCAAUCGUUUGAGAUACAAUGUCAUCAAAACAGGCUUGCGAAGCAUCUGCCUGGCCUACAGCAGGAUCUCUCUGCAGGACAUCUGCACAAAGCUUGGGCUUGAGUCCCCACAAGAUGCUGCCGGCGUUGUGGCCAAAGCUGUCGUAGACGGGGUGAUUGAUGCCACGAUCGAUUACGACCAGCAGUUUGUGAAGUCCAACCAGAAGAUAGACUUGUACCACUCUUGCGAACCUCAGAAGGCUCUGCACAAGCGCAUUGCCUUCUGCCUGCAGAUGCACAAUGAUGCUGUGAAAGCCAUGGCGUACCCGGACGAAAACGACAACAAGGACGCUGAGGAUCCGGAAGAGAAGCGAGAGAGGGAGAAGCGUGAGUUGGCCAACAUCGAAGAAGAUGGUGGCGAUGAUGACAUGAUGUACUUCACGCUCGACUUCGACAGGCAAAUUUUCUACUAUGCCCACAGCGAGUCACGAAAAUCCCAGGUCUCCAAGCCCAUUCACUUCAGGGACAUCCUGGGGGCUCAUGCGGGACACAGCUAUGAGCCGGAUGAUCUCGGUUGUCCUGGACAGGCGAAGGUGACGCGAAGCCUUUCUGGAGUGCUAUCAAGGCCGCGACCGCCGGCCCCAGGGAUCUUCCCAUUUACGGUGCGUACCAGAGGGAAGAGGCUGCGACUGGAGGCAGAGGUCGAAGCCGAAGUCUUUCAAUGGAUAGCCAUGCUGAACGCGGCACAUCGCAUAGGGGAGGAUGUGGAUUUGUUAUCUUCAUCAACUUGGCUUCCAGACGCCCCGACCGCGAGUCCCAGUUCCAGAUCGCCGAGGUCUGAAGCGGGAAAGGCUCCGUCCGUGACGUCGAUAGAGGCCUCCCAAAUGUCCACUACCGCAGAUGCAGAUGAGAACUACUCCGAGCUGGGAAUGCCGUCGCCACACUCCAAAGCAUGGUCUGAGACAGGCUGCGAGGAGCUGGAUGUCGGCGAGGACGCGGCGCUAGGCAUGGUUGCACCAUGUUCCUGCCGCAUCCUGCCACCUCAAGCUGUAGGCAGCUCAACAGUGGUUCGCCUGUUGCACAGCCUCCACAUUAAGAUCAUCCAACAACUGCUUUCUACUGGGCAGCAAGAUACUUCCCACGCUGUGCCCGAGUAG
This is a messenger RNA of Symbiodinium sp. CCMP2456, 3390 nucleotides long. Lineage: Eukaryota; Dinophyceae; Suessiales; Symbiodiniaceae. The record is from the annotation of a GenBank genome assembly.